CAACAAGCUUAUUCUCAAAUAAUGCAUCAAGCUCUCUUUAUUGAUACGCAUUUUCGAGACCCGUAUGAAUGCUGUAUAGUAUGCGGAGUAAUGAUCUGCGGUUCACCGGAUCCAACAUUCGAGGAUUAUAAGGAGUGGAAACAAUUUGCAAACCCAACGUCGACUGUGACAGUACAAGCAAAGCAACUCGAGAGCAUAUAUUUUCACAGCGAACCUUGGUUGUGGAUGUGCCUUUAUAGAACAAUUCUCCACAAAUCGAAGAAUGACCACUUCGCAAUCUCAGGGAUUACUAUUAAUCAACUGAACCUCAAUGCAUGUACUGCCACGCCAGUCCCACGUGAUUCGGGGCUUGCUUACCUUGCCGGGCCAUGGCCGUGCCCAAGCUCUAACAGAGAUUUUGCUUAUUUUCACACAGCGAAUAUAUUAGGUCAGGACACAAACAAGGAAAAGGAUCAAGAAAUUGGGUAUACGGUUCACCCACACUGCUGGCUACUCGUUGACCGUGUCAUUGGGCAGAUAUUGGUAGAAGCCAAUCUCAAGAAUUUUGUAAAAGCAGUUUUGCAGUUCUGGAAGGAAAACAAUAAGUGGUGGUAUUUGACACCUUCUCCUAAGGAGUUCUGUUUCAAGCAUGAGGGAAGCGAAUGUCUCCAUGGCAAUCAUCCGUGGGAAAAGACGGCGCCGACAGGGCGAAAUCCAGUACUUAUAUCAGAUAUCAGGGAUCUCAUUCAAAAAGCUCGUGCACGGAAGGCCUCUUCCUGUCGAGAUAAGGAUCCCCCACAGCCGCACCGGCAGAAACGACAGCAGCAGUCAAUCUUAUCUCACAUUCCUCUCGAAAUAUCAAUCAUGAUAAUUGAGACAAUUGAUUAUGAUCAACAUAGCCAGGAUGCAGAAAAUAUCCUCACUGCGUUCGGAUGGCGGUUACCUGAUACGUACUGGCAGAGCCGUUGCCAUACAGAGUUGAUCUUUGAAUUUCAAGAUCUGAUCGAUAAUAGAACACCUGUUGAUUGGCAAUUUCUUGCUCUUCGAUCGCGAAAGUUACUAAAGGGUCUUUUAUCAUUGCAAAAUCGCGCUCGGAUCAUUGGAUUUCUUUAUAGGCUCAAGGACAUCUUCCUUACUCUGCUUGAACAGGACAAAGUGAGCGGGUCAAAUCCCUAGACUAGAAAUGAAAAACUUGUAGACUUGGCUUACUAUACGAACAAAUGGA
Molecule: messenger RNA, 1204 nt
Organism: Paecilomyces variotii
Lineage: Eukaryota; Fungi; Ascomycota; Eurotiomycetes; Eurotiales; Thermoascaceae
Exons: 2
Coding region: 22-1155 (377 amino acids)
Source: RefSeq, a predicted model, not a curated record